Oikopleura dioica is the source of this 1743-nucleotide messenger RNA. Lineage: Eukaryota; Metazoa; Chordata; Appendicularia; Copelata; Oikopleuridae. The record is from the annotation of a GenBank genome assembly.
AUGCGUCUUCGGAUAAAAGAGCCCUUGCUAAAUAUAAACACUUCUUUGGAAGCAACGGAUCUAACUGAUCUUCGCUCGAAAAUUUCAGCAGAUAUCUCUGGAGAAGCAGCUUCCGAGAAUCAUUUCGAUCUUUCACUAAACGGGACCGAUAUGUUGCCUCUAAGUGGAGCUUUUUCUGAUCAUGGAAUCGUCGCUGGUGACAGAAUUCGAGUUCAUCUAGUUGCUUCUAUUUCCACUCCUCCCCCUCUUGGCGAUAUUUUCAGUCUACUAAAGUUUCGACUAGAUGUCGACACAAGCGGGCAAAAAACGUACAGUUAUGGCCCGAUUCCAGGAGCAAAAAUGAACUUCAUCAAAAGCGACAUUCCUUCAUCUACAAUUUACGUCGUAAAUUUAAUCGGAACAUACGAAGCUACAGUUUUCACCGAAUCGUUUGUCGCCAAUUCUGAAGACGAGAAGGAGAAGCUGACAGAAAUACUCCCCAAAGUUGUUUUAAAGUUCAAAGAGUUGAGUGGACUAGCGAAAGGAUUUCUCGCCCUUCCGGACGAAAUCCUCCUUGAUAUCUGUGCCCGUCUCGAUGCUAAAAGCCUUGUGAGACUCAGUGCCACGUGCAAGCGACUGCAAAAAGUGGGAAGCGAUGAAAGUCUAUGGAAAAGACUCUACUUUAAAAAUUUCACCACAAUUGGGUUGGACGAAGCAUCAUGGCGAAAAUUGUACGGACUAUCUUACCAACGGGACAAGUCCGCAGCUAGACCACGUGGAACUCAAUCGGAGCCGAAUAUCCAAGUUCCUCCUCGGCCGAUUUUCCCCGAUCCAUUGUUCCCCGCGCCUCGAUUCCCAGGAGUUCCAGGAAUGAUCGGAGGCGACUACGAUUUGCGACCAGGAAUGCCGAUGCCGGGCGGAAUCGGCCCGAUUCGCGGGGACCCCCCUUUUGCACCAGGAGCCUUUCAAGAUCCGGAUAUGUUUGGCCGUCGAGAUCCUGACGCUCCAGAUUUCCCAGGAAAUCACUUCCCCAGAGGAGGCCCGAGAAGAGGGUUUUUCUUGAAUGAAAUGAACUUGGAGCUAUUGGAAGCGUAUGGGCAAAACUACACUUAUCCAGAAGAGUUCGACGGAGUCUUAGACUCGACGAACAACACUCUCGCCGCGAGCUUCAAUCGUCGAGGAAGUCUUCUCGCCACGGGCUGCAACGAUGGGCGAAUUGUCAUUUGGGACUUUCUGACGAGACGGACGGCGAAAGUUAUUCUCGCGCACACUUCUUCCAUUUGUUCAGUGGGCUGGAAUCGCAAAGGGAACAAGCUUGUCACGGCGGGAACAGAUCACACCGUCGCUAUUUGGAAUGUGCUCACCAACGAGGCCGAGUACAGUUUUCGAUUUCCUGGGCCCGUUCAAUCCGCUUGUUUCAACCCACGAAAUGACAAGCAACUACUCAAUUCUUCAACGAACUCAGAUUCGAAGCCGCCUGAUUGUAGGAACAGUGUAAUAAUGAGCCAGAAAAAGCGGAGCUUGCUUUCACCAAUUUCAGACGAUGAUUUUGUAACACAUCGCAAAAAAUACACAAUCUGGACGAAAAUAUUUACAUUUUCCCUUCUCUUCCUUUUUGUCGUCUUAUUCAGCUCCUUUUGGAUCAUUUGUGACUGGCGUCUAGCAGACAGCUUUAACUCUUCGUUAUUCACGCGCAUCAUGCUUCCCUGCAUCUGCUUUGUCAUUUCUUUGAUAGCAAUUAUUUGCAUUGCCAUGAUUUUAUAA